CGAACGAAAGGCAGUGGGCGAGUCGCGAAGAAACUUUUAAGAACGGCUUACACGGAUAACUGUGGUACCACUAAUGAAGUGAGUUGGUCGCUUUCUUUUAAAAGAACAAAAAAAAAACAAUCUUCAUGGUCUGAAACAUGAUUGCUACGCGACGUGGACUGGGUGCUUCCCUGUGGCUCUGUUGCAUAUUUUUCUACUUGCUGGAAAGGCUUAGUGAGGGGUGCAUCGUUACUGCUCCCAGUCUCGUCCGGCUGGGCGCUAACGAAACGGUGCUGGUCAGGAACAGGGCAAAUGCCGCCAAAAAUGUCUCUCUACGAGCCACCGACUACCCCGCCGAAGCACGCCUUCUGUUUACGGAGUCAUUCCUUCUGGGAGGCGGUGCGGAAAAGCUCGUGCGCAUGAAACUGGACGAAACCAAGUUCGCCGGCGAAGACCUGCAGCACUCGAACCAUUCCAGUUUCGUUUCUCUGAGAGUUCACUGCGGGGACGCUUUCGACAAGGCGGCGGUCUUGCUCCUUAAGCCGACUUCGGGGUACCUAUUCGUCCAAACAGACAAGCCCGUGUACAGCCAAGGGGAACCCGUGAAGAUACGAAUUGUGGCCGUGGAUGACGCCUUGUUGCCGUCAGCGGACACCGUUCACAUUGAGAUUAAGAAUCCGCAGGACAUCUUGACUUACACGUGGGACGUUCCGUCAGAAGAUCCGAACACUGGCAUUGUGAGCCAUGCGUAUGAACUUCCGAAGUACCCCAUGUUUGGCAAAUGGAAAGUCAUCGCGACAUACGGACGGCACUUGAGUGAAGGGACAGCACGUUUCACGGUUCCCUCUGACGAACUCAAAAACGGCAGCGACUGGAAGGACUGGGUCCACGGCAACAGACUUUUCGUGCGAGCCGUGGUCGUCGAGGAAGCGACGGGAAAGCAGGAGGCCGCGCAGGAUGACUCGGCAGUCUUCAGCAACUCGGCCUACAACGUCAGUCUGGAGAACACUCGACGAGACUUCAAGCCCGGCACGAUAGUCGCGGUCACGGGGUGA
This is a messenger RNA of Rhipicephalus microplus (southern cattle tick), 1034 nucleotides long. Its product is annotated as complement C3-like. Gene Ontology annotation, molecular function: endopeptidase inhibitor activity; protein binding. Gene Ontology annotation, cellular component: extracellular region. The record is from RefSeq and is a predicted model, not a curated record. NCBI's taxonomy places the organism in Eukaryota, Metazoa, Arthropoda, Arachnida, Ixodida, Ixodidae.